Molecule: messenger RNA, 1506 nt
Organism: Coffea eugenioides
Lineage: Eukaryota; Viridiplantae; Streptophyta; Magnoliopsida; Gentianales; Rubiaceae
Product: ankyrin repeat-containing protein ITN1-like
Exons: 4
Coding region: 1-1506 (501 amino acids)
Cellular component (GO): plasma membrane
Molecular function (GO): protein phosphatase 1 binding; protein phosphatase regulator activity
Source: RefSeq, a predicted model, not a curated record
AUGGAAAUUAACUGGCAAUUAGGAAAACACGUUUUUGAUGUCCCACAGAAGGACCUCAUCACAAGCAGAAAUUACUUGGAAACCGCCAUUGAGAUGCUAAUUAAAAUGAGUUCUGAAUUCACACUUGAGGAGGAAGUAUGGAGAGGUUGGAGAUGGAGAAAAAGGCUUUAUGGUGCUGCCUUUGAAGGGAAUGAAAACACUCUGCAUGAGUUGCUUCAAGAAGACAAACGAGUUCUUGAUAGAGUUUCUCUUGCUUGUUUCAAUUACAACAACCCUUUACAUAUAGCAAUAAAUCGAGGGCAUGAAAAAUUUGUUGAAGCAAUUUUGGAUCAUAAUCCUGAGAUAUUGGGGAACCUAGAAGAUUCACGUCAAAAAUGGUCGUCCCUUCACCUGGCAUCAGCUAGAGGUCAUUUGAGAAUUGUUGAAGCAUUGAUAAGUGUUGAUCCUGAGAGGUGUUUCGAUUCUGAUCAAGAUGGCAGGAACCCUCUUCAUAUUGCAGCCAUCAAAGGCAAAAUUGAAGUGUUGGAAGUGUUGGUUGAUGCAAGGCCUUUUGCUGCCCGCGAGAAGACAAAACGUGGGGAGACCAUCUUGCAUUUGUGUGUGAAGUAUCACCAGUUAGAGGCAUUAAAGAAGUUGCUGGAGGCUGUGGAUGAUGAUGAAUUCUUGAAUCAGACGGAUGAUGAUGGCCUUACAAUAUUGCAUUUGGCUGUUAUUGGCAAGCAAAUUGAGAUCAUCAAUUACUUGCUCACUACCAGAAUAGAACUCAAUGCUAGGAAUGCAAAAGGGCAGACAGCAUUGAACAUGGUUCCACAAAAUCCCAAGGAUAGGCAAAAGGAGAUCGAAAACUCUCUUCGACAAGCAGGUGCCUUAACCGCUGAUGAAAUCACAAAUCAGCAAUCAAAUUUUGAUCAAGGAAAGUGGCUGGAACAGAAAAUUAAAGCACUAAUGGUAGUGGCAUCCCUUAUUGCAAAUAUGGCUUUCCAAGCUGGGAUAACCCCCCCCGGAGGAGUUUGGCAAGAUGAUCAAACAGAACAUUCUCAAGAAAAUCCUUCGCUAAAUAAUGCACAUGAUGCAGGACAAUCCAUCAUGGCUUAUCACAAGAUUCAGUUUUAUCGAUUUUUCAUUGGUUUUAACACCAUCGCAUUUGUUUCAUCUCUGGGCACAAUCUCGCUGCUUAUCAGUGGGCUUCCCUUCAGGCGCAAGGUCUUCAUGUGGAUCUUGAAUGGCGUCAUGUGGUUAACCGCAACUUCAAUUCUAUUGAGUUAUGGAAUAUCAGUAGCCUUUGUCACACCAGAGUCUACAAAACAAAGACCUGGUAAUGUUGCAGUUGUUGCAUGGAGUUUUGUGAUAGCAAUCUAUCUUCUGGGAAUAGCAGCAGCCUACUCCACAAAUAAGUGGUGGAAGCUCUCUGGAAGAAUAAAAUGGAGAUCAAGAAAUAGUGUGAGUGCAGUGGUUGAAAAUCACAGAAAUGGUAAUGUAGUAGAGCUUCAAAUUCACUCUUCAUAA